This is a messenger RNA of Lactuca sativa (garden lettuce), 930 nucleotides long. Its product is annotated as vacuolar iron transporter homolog 1. The record is from RefSeq and is a predicted model, not a curated record. NCBI's taxonomy places the organism in Eukaryota, Viridiplantae, Streptophyta, Magnoliopsida, Asterales, Asteraceae. Gene Ontology annotation, biological process: intracellular manganese ion homeostasis. Gene Ontology annotation, molecular function: manganese ion transmembrane transporter activity.
UCUCUUAAAUCUUCAAUAAUCUUUUGUAAUAUAUAUAUUUUUUCUUCUUUCACCUUCAUGGCCACUAAUCAAUAUGAUGUCAGUGUUCAAAAACCUAAAGACAAAUCUGAUCCUAAACAAUGCCAAAUGUCUACCGAGGAAGAAACCGAUUACUCACAAAGGGGACAGUGGCUUCGUGCAGCUGUCUUGGGAGCCAAUGAUGGUUUGGUUUCUGUUGCAUCUCUAAUGAUAGGUGUCGGAGCUGUGAAAAAAGACGUCAAAGCCAUGAUUCUUUCUGGCUUUGCCGGGCUAGUUGCAGGUGCAUGCAGUAUGGCAAUAGGGGAAUUUGUUUCAGUAUACUCUCAGCUAGAUGUAGAAGUGGCUCAAAUUAAGAGAAAUCAACAAGAAAAAGAAAAAGAACAGCUGCCGAAUCCUAUCCAGGCAGCUGUAGCAUCAGCUCUUGCAUUUUCUUUAGGAGCGAUUAUUCCUUUGCUGGCUGCAUCUUUCAUAGUGGACCAUAAGGUGAGGCUGGGGGUGGUGGUAGCCGCAGUGAGCAUGGCACUGGUGGUCUUCGGAUGGGCUGGUUCUAUACUUGGAGGCACUCCUGUGGUGAAGUCUUGUUUUAGGGUUUUGAUUGGAGGGUUGAUGGCUAUGGCCAUCACUUUUGGACUAACCAAGCUGAUUGGAUCUACUGCCAUAUAACUUUGAAGGGAAUAAUUAAUGCAUGGCCCUUUUAUUUUUACUGGUUACGUAGUAAGAUAUAGGCCUUUUUAUGUCAAAAGUACUAUACCAUGCACAAAGUAAGGAUUGGGAUCUGAAUUUAUGUCAUAAAACGCGUUGUUGUUUUGCUUCUAAAGAUCAUUGUUCUUUAGGUGUGUGCAAACAUUGAAUCGAAAGUUGUGCACACUAUGUUAAUUUGUUACACUCAUUAAUCACUACUAUACUACACAA